AGAGCGGGUGUCUGUGAGAGCGUCUGUGGCAGCGAAAGUUAUUUAGAGAGCGAUUGGGCGCGACUGUGAGAGAGAAAGAGAGAGAGAAAGAGAGAGAGAUUGAGUAGAGAGUAGAGGAAGGAUAGCGAAGCGAUUUGAGGCGGGGAUUUGUUUGGGAUAGGGAGGGGGGAGGCGGUUGGGGUUGGUUUUAGCUUCUGUUAGUUUUUAGAUUUUGUUUUUCUGAUAGAGUUAGGUUUAGUUAGAUUGCAGUUAGAUUGAGUUAGGUUUCUUGGGUUUGAAAAUAUUCUUUGGAGAGGGAGGGAUUGGGAGGGGGUUGGGGUUUGUCUUGUUUUUGUUUGGGGAGUUGUUGUUUUUUGCUGUUUUAUUUGAGUUAGAUUGAGUUAGGUGUUAGUGUUAGUGUAGGAAAUCUUUCAUCGUCGAGGAACAGCGAUCCUGCUUAUUAUGUUGCGCAGGAUCCGAGGCUUCUUUUCCAGGAGGAGCAGUCGGGUGGCCCCCCUGGAUGCCCCAGGGGAGCCCGCAGCCUCCAAGCCAGCUGCCUGCCCCUGUUGGUGGUGCAUCUGUGGGAGGAAGAACCGGGUGGCCCCUGCUCCCACCGUGCUGCCUCCCUCGCUGCCGCCAGUUGGGGAGAGCAGCGAGCCCGGGCCGUCAGCGCCCCCCGUGCAGGAUGCUGGAGCUUCCAGCCCCUGCCAUCUCAUUCACGCCAGGCUGCAGAGGGUACAUCAAGCCGGAACGUUGAAGGAAGGAGGCGGAGGGAAGGAGCGGAGGGGCAGGAUCGCUUUCCUGAUGGCCCUGAUCCAGGCCUGCCAGGAAGCCAUCCGGAGGGGGGAGCAGCGCCUUCCGUUCUCGAAAGGGCUGGCCGCCCAGGCCGUGCUGGAGGAGAUGGCCUACAUCUGGGAAGACCCCGUGCCCCACCACCUCUUCUCCCUCUGCACAGAGGCCAUUGCCUCCUUAAGUCAGAUGAAGCCCUGCUUGGGAGGCAAAAUGGAGCAAAAGCUCAUCUCAGAAUCCAUCUUCUGGAUGAACCAUAUGAUUGGAGGAGAGCCGGAGGAAGACCGAGAAAGCCCAUUUCUGCCCCCGCAGAGGUCCAUGAGGAGGAUGCUGGAAGCAAUGCUUGCCGAAAAGCCCACCCUGGCCCACCUCAUCAGGAUUGCUGAGGCCAUAGACGCUGAGAUUUUCAGCGAGGAUGAGGAGGAGGCAGCCAUGGCGGAGAAUGUUGGAUUCUUGCUCCUCAACAUGGCCAUUGGACCCCCCUUCUAUUUUGAGGCAGAGCAGAUCAAGCCACUCCUGCCACUGGGCAUUCGGAGGGUGGGCCGAACGACAUCCAGGGCCAAGGGUGAUGGGAGCCAUUCCUCCGAUUAAGACGACCUCUUCGUGUGAGCGUUGGAAUUUGAGGACAACAGAGAGCUACUGGCCGACCAAAUUCAGCUGGGGAAGCCGUUUGGGAAUUCCAGCCCGGAAGCCUCCUCCUUUCCUCGGGAGUGGGCAGGGCCCCUUUUGCAAACUAAGCCCUGCCCGUCUUCCCUCCCAGCCAGCAGACCUCUUCGAGCCAGGAGAGGACCUCGAGGGGAGCCAACAUGGAGGUGAAUGGCUGGAGUUUUCAGAGCUCCUCCGAAACACUUGUGUUUUUCCUGUCAGUGCCGAUCUGCAUACUUCCUCGAGUCAAACCGUUUGCAGAUAAAAAGAGAACUCCAACUUGAUUUACUACGACAAUAGAUAGAACUUUAAUAUGGGACGGAAAAAACGCUCGCGUGUAAGUCCAACCGCUGAACCCAUUGAAUCCACCGAAUCCACAGAACGGGAGAGACGCUCCAAGCAAUCUCCUAUGGACCAGUCCUUAACUCCUUCUGUAAGUCCUCAAUCUAAGCUCUCUACUUACAAUAGAGAUGAGGCAUUAGGAUCCUCUAAUGACAUUACAAAGAUUACAAACAGUGCUAUCAAGGCAGUAAAUUCUGACCCUUUCACAACUGACAGUAGGCCGAAUACGGCAUCGGAGCAGAAUGCGAUGUUGGCUCACCUUUGCAAGUGAAUGGCUGAUACUUUGCAGCUCACCCUUCCAACCUUACUUGGUGUAUGGAAGGGAAAGUGGAUGCAAUAGCUCUUCUGUUGAAACAAGUACAGCCUGAGCUCUUUAGAACAACAAGCUUUCACUGACCUUGCUGAGCUCUCUAUGGAACAUGAUUCAGUGGAGGACCUGCAAAACCAAGGUCCAAUACACAAUAACCAACUCUUGAUUGACCAUGUGAGAGUCGCCCUGUAUGAAAAUGCUCCAUUGAAGGAAAAUAGCUGGAGGGGGAUACUAACUGACCCUCAUUUGGAUAACAUCACAGCUCUACUGAGACCUAAGGACAAUUCCUCGCCAAAGAGAGAUGCCCAGACUAGGUUGGGUAAAGAUACUUUUAGUGUAAACAGCUUCCUAGAGCAAGAGAUCAAGUGACUCCCUGGUUUAGACACAGUCUUAUCGAGGACAAUAACUCUGCUGGACAAUGAGUGCUGCAAUAGAUCUUUGCAGAGAACAUCUGAAAUAAUGGGACAGAUCCAGGGACCUACCCCGUCUGAACAGGGAAACAUGCUGGUUGUAGACUGACAUUCAAAGCCUUUUAACCAGGUUGCAACACUUGUGUGGAAUGUGGCUGGCUUAAGGUCUAAAAGUACAGACCCUGAUUUUAUGUCCUUUAUCACCAAGCACGAGAGAUUGAUAAUGCAGGAAACUUGGUAGAAGAUAUUACUCUUCCUGGUUGUAUAUCGAUUUCAUUAAAUGCGGGAAGAGCUGCAUGCAGAGGCAGACCGAGUGGUGGCUUGCCAGUCUUGGCCUCCACAGCUCUGACUUCACAACUGUCCCUGCUUACUAGGAGCUUGCUAGGAGAGGACCUGGAUUUUGGUGACGUUCUCCAGGAGUAGCUCCCUUACACUGCAAGCCCCAGGACAAACCUGGCAAGAAAGUGAAAUGCAAGAAUAAGGCAGAGCACCCUCUGCCUUCACCCAAAGCAGCAUGGACAGGAGCAAGAGAUGCUUCCGCCUCAACAGCAACAGCCAGCCGAGCUCCCCCCAGAGGGCUCCACUGUCUUCCCCCCAGGAGAGGAUCCCCGUGUGGGUCUCGCCACCUUGGAUUGGGCUGAGCAGAACCAGGAUCUCCAGGAAGGCAAGUCCAUGAGUGGGGUACCCAGUGUGGUUGUCCAUGGGGAUCUGGCCAAGGGUUGUAGUGGCAUGUCAGAAGGAGAGGAUGUUAUUUGUGUUGUGGUUGAAGAGCUUGUGCCCCAAACAUUUCAAGGCUGCUUUGACCUGAAAGAAUUCUGAGUCAAUUUGAUGUAGUCAUGUGAUGUCAUUUGUAGAAAUGGUUGUCAGGGGCUAAGUUGGUAUCAGCGUCAAGGUGCUGGACUGACUUGGCCUGAACCAAGUAUAUUCUCGAGACCCUAAAGACCUUGGACGAAGGUUUAUGGACAGAGGGACAGGAAAUGUCUUGUGGGCAGCUGAAAUCGCUGGCCAACGGAAGUUUCUCAAAAGGGAGUCUCUUGUCAAAAAGAAAAGGAAUCACAAGAAUGUGGACAUAGGCAGACCUUGUGACUUUGUGCAACAGGUGACCUUGUGGACUAACGACCAUGUGGUUCAGUGGUCACGGACUAUGGGGACUUUGGGCUCUAAGUGGCAAAGGUGGUCCUGGAUGCUGCAAGAGUCACAGAUGCGGGUCCAGCAUGUGCCUGGCAAAGAAAACACCCUCAAGGAUGCCUUUUGUCUGGAGCGGGGGAAUCUCAGCCUGGAAGGAUGGCCUGGAUGUGGCCCACAAGUACCCUCUGAAGACCAGCGCUGAAAUCACUGAGCCCCAGACCUCUGCCGAGAGCAGGACAAGAGACUGCCCAGCAAGCCAGACGCCGAGAAGGGAGAGAAUCUAGAGAACUCUGUGCAGGGACCAGUGUAGGGUGUUAGGUUAGUGGGUGCGUUUCUUUCCAACCUUUUAUUUUCCCCUGGGAUGUUCUUUUGGUAGGUUUGUUUUGAGUUUGCAUUUUUGCCGUAAAAGUAAUGCUUGAAUUGAACUGGUUUUUAAAAAGUAAACUUUCUUAUUCUAUCAAGAUUUGAAGCUUGUUGAUUUCUCUCCACCCCAUGCCUAUAAGCCUUUAAUUUUAUGGUUUUAAAAUUAUUGUAUUGUUUUAACUUUAUAUGUGUUAUAUGUUGAACUGUUUUAACUUUUAUAUGUGUUUUAAUUGUUGUUGGCCGCCCAGAGACGUAAGUUUGGGCGGGGUAUAAA
Messenger RNA from Hemicordylus capensis (graceful crag lizard), 4240 nucleotides. RefSeq lists its product as uncharacterized. The record is from RefSeq and is a predicted model, not a curated record. The coding region runs from base 442 to 1359 and encodes 305 amino acids. The transcript is spliced from 10 exons. Lineage: Eukaryota; Metazoa; Chordata; Lepidosauria; Squamata; Cordylidae.